Molecule: messenger RNA, 4131 nt
Organism: Nerophis lumbriciformis (worm pipefish)
Lineage: Eukaryota; Metazoa; Chordata; Actinopteri; Syngnathiformes; Syngnathidae
Source: RefSeq, a predicted model, not a curated record
AUGGACCAAGUUCCAGCCGUUGAGAUGGAAGACGUCCGGGCGGAGGAGCAGUCCACCGCCACAGAUGUAACAUUGGCAAACAGCGAUGAGCCGCCGGCAGAGGACAACGAAGACAGCAAGUGCCCGACCUCCAGUCAAGAUACUGAGCUGUUCUCUUGCCAAUAUUGCGGAGAAGCUUUUGCCGAGGAGGAGGCCUACUUGAGUCAUCGCCACCAGCACCCCGAUGGAAAGUGCACUAUGUAUUUGGAGCCAAUGGACGAUUCAGAUGAGGCUGUCAAAGAUGAGGAAAGUGCUAAUUCCUGCCAAUUAUGCACAGUGUCAUUUGAUGAUAUGAAUGAAUUCAGAUCCCACAUGGAAACUCACUGUGCUCUAUCUUCUGACACCAAUCAGAUUUCUGGGUCCAUAAAGCAGAACUCCUAUGAAUGCCCUGAUUGUGGGAAAAAGUAUUCCAUGUUAGGACACUACCUCAAUCAUCAACGUACCCACAUACAGGCUCCCAAAUCUCUAUUUAACGAAUUAGAAGAAAUCCAGAAAAAGUCCUUUAAAUGUGAGAUUUGUGGACGGAAUUAUUCCCGUGCAUCAGCACUAGAUGCCCACCGACGUGGCCACGAAGAAAAGUUGUUCAAAUGCCAAUUCAGGACUUCAAAACCCAGGACUGUUACCGUUACCGAUAAGCCAGAAACCAAGGUGGUUCAAAAGCCGACUAGUCCUACUCUUGAAAAGCAUUUCAGAUGUGUUUGUGGGAAGACCUUUACUGCUUUGAUGGGUUUGAAGACACACCAGCGGUUCAGCCAAAAUUUUAAAUGCUUUACACAAGAAAGGAAUGGACAGCUGAGGAAAAAUGUCUUUUACUGUCUGGAAUGCAGGAAGGUAUUCCAUGGCCAUAUUGCCUGGUACAACCAUGAGAAAUGGCAUGAAACCCAUAAGCAAGAUUCUACAGAGCGGUUUUCAUGUGAGACGUGUGGGAAAGUGUUCAUGACCCAGACGUUCUACUACAGACAUCAGCGCAUGGCUCACAGUGGCAGUGCUCCAACAAAAUCUUUUGUCCAUCAAGUGGACCAGCUUAAGAAGAAGGCAUUUGAAUGUUCAGACUGUGGCCUCAAGUUCUCCAGACUGUCAGCGCUUCACUCUCAUGAGCUUCAGCACACCAGUGCUUUUGGAGAGACUGAUAAAUUUGCAAUGCAACAAUCUCCCCUGCUCAAUGAGAAGGAAACUUUGGAAAGAAAACAGGAAGUAACUCAUCAGUCGAGUCAUCAUGUUCUGGCAGAGAAUGUGCCUCACGAUAUUACGUCUGAAAGAGACCCAAAUGAAAAUGAGCCUGAAGAAGGUGCAAUGGAAAGUUAUGAACCUGGGGACUUUAAUGUCCUGGUGAUCAGUGCAAGUGAAUCAGAAGACGAAGCCAUCCAAGACAUCAACCCCAACCUCGAUUCAGGAUGCGGAUCUGACCACGAGGGAAGAGACAACGUUCCAGACAGUAAUGUUGUUUCAAAACCAGAGCUUGACUUGAAAAUUGUACAGGUUGAGUUUGAGCCAACCAGGGAACAGCGACCUCCAGCACAGGCAGCAGCUGAAUGCAACGAAGCCAAAGAAAAAUUUUAUUGUGCAGAAUGUUACCGGUGGUUUACUAGUGAGGCAUCACUGCGGUCACACGUAGUCUGGCACAAGUAUCGUAAGAGGAGACUUCAGAUGAAAGGUCAGUCAGUAGAUGUUUAUACAUGUAACAAUGAAGCUCGUACUUUUGCAGCUGGUCAUGUUAUAGAAUAUGAGAAUGAUACUAACCAAGAAUUAAACCAGGCAGAGUUAUUAGAGCAGAAAUCUCUGACAUGUGACAUAUGUGGUACCAAUAUUUGUCAUUUGUCCCAUCAAGGUGAUAAACAAUUACUGUGCCAAAAUUGUGAGACGUCUGGUUUGAUAAACCUCACCAGCGUCUGCUCAGACCAGCCAACAGAGAGCAUUUUGACGACAACAAAACUAUAUAAUCCCAAAAAAACUCUUUUAGGCCCCAAGAUUUACCAUUGUGAGCAAUGUGGGAAAGGUUUUUGGUCUUUAGGAGCUUUCUCGCAUCAUAAGCAAAGUCCAAGUCAGUGUGUAGAUGUGAGGCUUAGAACUGGUGUUGCACAGCCGUUACAUCGUGGACGUUCACGCUCCAGCAUAAAUGUUGCUUGCCCUGUGUGCGGUAGAAAGUUCAGACAUAAGGGAAUUAUGACGUUGCACAUGCGUACCCAUGAAAAUGGAAAUCAUGAGUGUGAGUUCUGCAACAGAUCUUUCCGUCUUUUUUCUAGUCUUAUCAGACAUCAAGUUGUGCAUAGUGAACUCCUCCCGCCACCGAGUAAGUCUUUCCAACAUCAGGUAGAGCAGCUGAAAAAGAAUGCGUACAGCUGCCCUGACUGCGGGAAGCUUUUUUCCCGCGCCAAAGCACUUAAGUUCCAUAUGAAGUAUCACGGAAAGGAGAGUGGGCAUUCGCCCUCACCACCGAGGUCAAAUGUUAGUCAGGAGGACCUUCAAUGUGUCGCAUGCCUCAAACAUUUCAGCAACAAGGCCUCAUUGCGGACGCACACAAAGUUGUGCAUUAAAACAGAGCAUUCUAGAUUGGUUUGUAAAACAGAAAACCUAAAUAAUAAUGAGUCAGUGAAAUUGUCUAAAGUAAACUUGCAAGACGGCACGGUCAAGUUAUCACCUAAUUUAGGUCAUGAAAUUAAUUACGCGCAUUUGGAAAAUUCAAAUGUUGCGUGUGGCAUAGAAAACACCAGUGAUUUGAAAUACAAAUGCAACAAGUGUGAAAAAAGAUUUUCAAUUGUUGGAGCUUUGAACUUGCAUAAAAGAGUUCACGCAAAGGGAUACAAAAAAGUAGCUAAAGCUACUUUGUCCGCAGCGCCAAGCGAGGAAGAGUUGAGGAAAGAUUAUCCCUUUCCCUGCUCAGAAUGUGGGAAGCGAUUUUUGUCUAACUCUGCUCUCGGCUCUCAUAAACGUUGGCACAGAAACGAUAGACUUUCCUCUUUUAAAGAAGAACUUUCCGAUAGCCAUUUGGCUGAUCAUCCAAUGUCCGCACUGCAGCAUGAACCUGAAGUAGGACCGCAGAGUGAAUCCUUAAACUUUAGUACAGAAGGCUCUUCUUUAGCAGAACAUAGUGACACCUCUGAAGCUGGAGAUGCUCAGAAGCUGAUUGCUAAAAAUUACCAUUGUCCCCUCUGCUCGGAACGCUUUUCCAAAGCUAUGGACCUUCGUGCCCAUACAUGGCAAGCCCACUCCAACAGUACCGAAGACAUACAACAGAGUGACUUGGGCGCUCAAAACACACGAGUGGUCAGAGUCUGUGAAAUAAAGCCUGAAAAUGUUUCCACACAAAUAAGCAAAGUCUAUGCAUCGCCUCUGAAUGUCCCAAAUCAUGACUGUGGAAAUAAGCGUGAAGGUACUGCCACACUUCCUGACCGUAAAUUAUGUUCAGGGUCUAAAGUUAUGGUGCAAUCUCUCGAGACCUUAGCUGAGGUCUCACCUAACUUUAGUUGCCUUCCAGAGCCAAUGGUCAAAUGCCUUUUCAAGUGCGGAAAAUGCGGCAAGGCCUUCCAGACUGAGGGGCAGUUAGAAACACACAAGAGUAAGGCAAAGAGUCGCCCUUUUGGUUGCGCCUUGUGCUGCAAUGGCUUUUUAACAGAGAAUCAACUAAAUCAACACCUAGCGUGGCACGAUCAGAUUCGAUUUCGGCUUCCUAAUGAGGUUCGCUUUCGCCUUAGCGCUGCUUUGAGCGCAAAGUCUGUCAAACCAGCAGGGAAGACUUUUUCUCCUGACGGGCCAAACCAACCUGCUCUGAAGCAAGAGAGCCAGUCAGUCAGUAAAAGCAUGCCUGUUAAAAAACCCUUUCAAACGUCGUCCGUGUUAGAAACCCACAAUUGCUUGCAUUGUAAAAAUGCUGUGUGUGCUUGCACUGACCCUUCUGUUACCACCAACGACUUAACGGCACUUUCUAAACAUGGCCAAGCGUCUGUUGAUGAUAGCAGAUGGCAAACUGAUGGCCCUGCUGCUGUUUUAUCAGGACAUACAGAUGCACUUACUUGUCUUGAAUGUGGAGCUACUUUUAAUCAGGAAACUGAUUUGCACCAGCACUAUACGAAACAUGCGCAAGGCAUGUAUUAA